AAAUGUUGAUGUGAAAGCCACAGAUUGUUCCUUGGACAAAAUAGCUACUUAAAGAUGUGAUUAACAACCUAAACCUCAACCUGUGUACAAGGUGUAAAUUACAAACUUGCUUCAUGAACUAGGUGGCUUCAAAAGAAAUUUGUAAGAUAUGAAGUAUUUACUACCAUUGUGGAUUCUGAUUAACUGUCGUUUAUGUCAAGUUUUAGGUGUUUUGGAAUGGACAGUUAUUGGAAAGGUUACGGAGUAUGGACACAACGUGACAUUAUUUUGCAAUGUGUCAAACUGCUGUCCACAAGAUUCAGGAUGGGAUCAGUACACUCCACAACAACGCACACUGUUUAUAGAUGUCAAAACAGGACGAUCUAAUAAAAAAUAUGACGGAAAGGUUUCAGGAGAUGGAUACACUUUAAUUAUACAAAAUUUGACUAAAUCAGAUCUUAAUGUUUCGUAUGCCUGUGUGUAUGGUGUAACAAUUGGUGAAAUUAAAUUUCUACUGGAAGAGGAUGUUUUCACGUACAUAAGUACAACACAUUCAAAUGUGUCAACUGGUAAAAGUCAAUUUUCUGAAGGUGAAAUAGCUGCUUUAAUAGUCGGAGUUUCGGCGUUAGUGGCCGUUCCAAUUUUCAUUUAUGUUUGGAAACGAAGAAAAAAGAGAAAAACCAAAAACAAUGGAGAAAACCAAGUUUCAGAAGAAUUGGAAAAAUUAAUCCCGGAACUAUCGGCACCAGUCGGGCCUAUGGAAAUAAGUAAUAUAACUGAGAGUUCUGUAGACAUUGCAUGGAAAGCACCUGAACUUGAUGGUGGUGCUUCAAUAACAAAAUACUUAAUUGAAUAUCGACUAGCUAAUGUGUCAACAUGGGAAAAGGCUGGAAAUGUAGAUGGCACCACAUACAAUUUCAGUGUCAAAGAUCUAACGGAAGGUGAAGAUUUCUACUUCAAAGUCACAGCUAUCAACAGUAAAGGACCCGGAUCUCCAUUGGAAUCAGAAGAUCUGGUAAAACUAAAUGCAUUACCAGAAGCUACAUGUAUAAAUCGAUUACCAGAAGCAGAUCGACUUAGAUAUAUCAAGCUUAUGCAGAGUUCAAAAACUGAAAGACGGUACUUUGUUAAAAUAAUGAUCGUGGGGAAGGAGUCGGUAGGGAAGACAUGCUUAUUGCGACGAUUACUAAGAGAAAAAAUUGGAGAUGUAUCAAGUACAGAUGGUAUUGACAUUGUUGUUCGUCGAUGCAUAAUUAACAGAGAAAAUGGGAAAUGGAAAAUAGAAAAAGAUAUACCUGAUGAUACAGGGGACCGCAUUCAGAGAGCAAUAACUCAAAAUCAAAGCACUCAAGAUCAGCCAAAUGAAAACAUAAAAAGUGAGGUUCCCAAAAAGGACAUGUCAGAAGUUGCAGAAACAUUCAAAAAACCAUUAGUUAUAGAAGCUGAACCCGAAAAGCAUGAUGACAUUAGUAACAAUAGUACGCUCACAACUUCUCAACUAGAAUGCAGUAAACCAACAGUCGACAACAUGAAUGUAGAAACGACAGAUAUUACAAAUAUUAGUCUUGAGAAUGUAACUUUGAAAACAAAUGACACCAACGAUACUAUUGAAACGGUAGAGAAUAACAGUGAAAGUAAUCUAAGAGACACUAUAGAUGUUACGAGUACGGAAACAGUAAGAACUUCAAAUGAAAAUGAGCUUCAUCAAAAAGACAUUUCAGAAUACCUGGGAACGUCAAAUCUGAUAUCUGAUGUGUUUGCCACGAUUUCAACUUCAAAUAGUCUUUCAUAUAAUUACGCUCUAUGUGGAUUAUGGGAUUUUGCAGGACAAAAGGAAUUCUAUUGUACACAUCAGGCAUUUUUGACAAGUAGUGCAAUUUACCUGGUUGUUGCCGAUAUGAAAACCGACAUCUUGACAGAAAAACAAAACAAGGGAAAAACGGGAGACGAUGUACCUUCCUUUUCAGAUUUACAUGAAGAAGAUUACGUUGAUUUUUGGUUUGAUAAUAUACAUUGUUAUCAAACAGACGACCGACAAGAAGGUGAACCAUCAAUUGACCCUCCGGUUAUAGUAGUUUUUACUGGAAAAGAUCAGUAUGAAAAGAAAAGUUACAAAGAAAUGCAGGAAAGACAAAUAUAUCUUGGUGACAAGUUAACACAACUAUUCGGAACGCAGGAGAAGUAUCAGCACUAUCGACACAAAUUUUAUGUUUCGAAUACUGAAGAUCCCGAUGCAAUUUUUGAACAGUUACGAGAUAAAAUAUCAGAACUUGCACAAAAGAUGCAGCUUUGGGGUGAAUCAGUGCCUUUAAAAUGGAUCCUUUUAGAACGUGUGAUUAAUGAGAAUAAAAAACGUGGGGUGAAUUUUAUAACUCAUGAUGACAUAAUCAAGAUAGCAAAACUUCCCGAAAUUGCAAUAUAUGAUAAUAAGGAAGUUUUAACAUUCCUUCAUUUUCAAAAUGAAGUCGGUAAGAUUGUUUUCUUUAAAGAUAUACCAGAUCUAAUAAUUCUAGAACCUCAGUGGUUGGCAAAUGCUUUCCGAUGUUUAGUGUCAGAUAGAUUUGAUAUUGAUAAGGUUCAAGAUGUUAGUGUUAUGGAUAAAGCUCAAAUCAGCUUCGACUGGGUGAAUUUAAAGACAAAAGGGGAAAUCAGUGAUCUAUUGAUCAAUACACUCUUCAAGUUAAAAGGUGGAGUUUCCUUUUUGAAACAAAAGAAGCAUUUGCUUGAAGUCAUGGAGAAGUUUGACAUACUGUUGGAAAUUAAGGGCAAACAUGCAUAUUUAAUGCCAAGUAUGUUUCCGUCUUCUUCGUUUGAAACUGUUUGCAAGAGUAUUGGUAUAGUUAAAGAUAAUUGUCAAAGAACUUCCUGGUUUUGUAUGAAAUUUAAAUUUCUCCCACCGUCCUUCUUUAACCAUUUAUCGGUUUGGUUGAUGAGCAAGUACUCUCCCACUGAAGUGAAAUCUACCAACGCGUUUGCGUUAUAUAGAGGUUUUUGUGGUUUUGAUCUAAACAAAUCAGAUUGUGUGAAACUUUUGAUGACGAUGUCGAUUGAUACAAUAGCCCUUCAAAUUGUGUCGUUUGCCAACCACACAAAAGAUCUCGUAGAAGAGUGUACUAGUGUUCGCAGAGAUUUAAGGAAAAAAAUAAUAGACAUAAAGAAAAGAUAUAGAAUUGCGGUUACUUAUGAACAACAGUUCAAAUGCAGCGAUUGUCCUUGUCAUGCCGAUGCAAAGUCCUUUGAAACGUUGAAAGAGCAUAAUGAUUUUUUCUGUCAUCACCACAGGGCGUCACACGAAUCUGCAACUGUAUGUUUUCCAUGGGCAACUAGAAGCACUGAGAGUCUCAGCAGAGAAGAAAUGGACCAGGAACACAAAGAGAUUCUUCAUACUAGUCUUGAAUACAUAGUGAUGAAUCUGCAUGAUGUGGAAAGGAUAUGUGAAUAUUUGGAGGUUGAUGAUAUACUUAUAGAAGAAGAUUUGACUGAAAUUAAGCAUAACAAGUCUAAACAGACGAGGGCACUUUUAUAUAUCUUACCAUACAGAGGAAAGAAAGCUUAUGCCAGUUUCAUUGAAGCGCUGAAACGAACAGAAAACACAUUCGUUGCUGAUUACUUGGGACAGGACGAUGGGUCUACAGAUUGGCCGGAUUUAAAGACAGGAUUGAUGAUGGUUAAGAAAAGAGAUAUACAAAAGUGUUCUGAAAAAUCAUUUAGAAAGAUUUGUGAAAGCAGACAGGUUUACAAUAUGACAAGGAUAAAGAAAGGAAAGUUUUUAAUGAUAUCUAAUGUUCAAUGUAUCAAACAAUACACAGAUACACAAUCACCAAAUGAUACUGAGUUGAAAAGUAGAAGUCGUAUAGACUUUGAUAAAACUUCUAUAUUACAACUUUUCAAGCAUAUGCAGUAUGAAUCAAAAGGAGCUGAUGUACUCAAAGAUGUCUCAGGAUAUGACAUGAAGAUGUUUCUUCAAGACAAUUUAAAGAACAAAGAGAAUUCAUCUUUUGACAGCUUAGUUAUAGUAAUCUUCUCUGGUGGAGAUAAAUAUAAACCAAGACAAAUAUAUGACAAAUAUGACAACGAAAUAGAAAAUAAAGAAAUAUUUUCAAUCAUUCAAGAAUCCCCAGCUUUUGCAGGAAAACCAAAAGUUGUCAUUAUAAGUACAUACAAUUUUGAAGAAGAAACAGAAACAUAUGAUGACUUGGAUGUUGAAAAACAGGAGCUGCAUUUUUACGACAAAGGGUCAAAUAAUAAAGAUUUAUUUGUGGUGUCUUCUCAACCAAGGACAAAAAAAGGCCCAUGGAUCAUUGGAGAAGGAAUGAAUGGAUCAUAUUUUAUGCAGGCAUUAAUUCAUGUUUUUAAAAAAAUGGCUCAUGAGAAAUCAUUUCUAGAAAUGAUGAAAGAGGCGAACGCAUGUCUGCUCCAAGCUGUGGUACCAAACAAGAAAGACGGGACUGUCGAUAAGACCUCUGUUGCACAAAUUGUUUUAUUGGAAUAUUGCGAGGAGAAGGAACUUUACUUUUUUCCAGGACUCAGUUUAAUGUCUUCAGAUUUUUCUGUUUCUAUGUUAGGGAACGUAGUAUCUCAACCAACAGAUUAAAGUUUCACUGCAGUUAACGCUUUGAACAAGUAUUGUAGAAAAGUUGUUACUUGACAUAGUGGAGUUUACUUUUAUGGCGUCUUGUUUGAACAAAAAUGUAGAGGAGGAUGUAUAAAUAUCAUUCUGUUCCUGAUAAAAAAAUAUUUAUUGGUUAAUUAAUACAUAUAUAUGAUAUAGGAAUAUUUUACACACAUCAUCAUUUUAUAAUAACACAUUUUGUAGAAAAAUAUAGCGUGCUGCUCAUAUCUCAAUAUUAAUGACAAGACAAUAUAAUAAGUUAAUUUUUGGAAUUUGCUUACAUUUGUUCCUAAAAUAUAAGAAGUUAAAAACAAAUAUACAAGACAAGUUUAAACAUAUCAAAAUUAUUUGUUUUGAUAACAAUUGUUAUAAAAAAAUAAAUUUUGAUAUAUUUAUAAGAUCUUUUCAUUGUUCAAUUCAAGGAGCCAAAACACAGCACUAUUAUACCAGUGUCUAAAAAUUGCCCAAACAGUUUUAGCAUGUGCAGGUCGUGGUAAUAUUUUGUUUUCAUUCAAACAUGCUCACCUGAAGUCACAGAAUAAACCAACUGUAUCCUUGUAUUCCCAUUAAUAACAUGCAAAUACAUAUUUUGGUAAAAAAAAUAUAAAAAUUCUUAGAAUGCAUCACAUAAAAUAAACUUAGGAUAGAAAUGAAAAGAUUUAAAUUACUGGAAAUUUCAUAUUUCUCAGGUUUCAACCAAUCUUAGGUGAUAAUUAUAAAUGCCUUUUCAAUAUGAUUCAAAAUCAUGACUUGCAUGACAUUAAUUUGUACAGUUGAUCAAGUUUUUGUGUUGGAACAUAAACUUAACCGAUAGUUAAUUAAUUUGGCGGUGUCUUAGGAUUAGAUAAGAAUCAAUCUCCAAUCCGCUAUUGUGUGAUGCAUACUCACUUGAUAUUACUAAUCAACAUAUUUUUAUAGGUCAUAAACAAAACGGAUGUUACAUGUAGGGCAUAAUCUGUUUACCCUUCUGAAGCACCUGAGAUCAGCCCCCGGUUUUUGGUGGGGUUCGUGUUGCUUUAGUUUUCUAUGUUGUGUUUUGUAUACUGUUAUUUGUCUUUUGAUCGUUUUUCGGCUUUUUGCCGUGACAUUGUUAGUUUAUUUUCGACUUAUUAGUUUAAAUUACCCUUUUGGUAUCUCUCACCUCUCUUUUACAAUAAGGCAUUUUUCUCUGACUAUAGAGUGGCUGAAAUUUACCUUAUUUUAAAUUUUAUAUUUAAAUUGUCAACUUGAUUAAAUAUAACUAGCAAUCAGUUUAAAUUUGUAAUUUGAUUUGUUUUGCAUCAUCAAUUGUUGAGAUUUGAACAUCUGUGAACUACUGUUGCCUUAAUUUAUUGACGUAUGAAAAAUGUGGUGGCGAUAUUAUUGUAUUCUAUGGUUUAGAUUCCAAUCAAAAAGUGGACACUUGAACGCGAACAUAACUUUGGAGCAAAUAAAAACACAUGCUAAAACAAAUCUUUUUUUCGAUAUUUGAAAUUGAACUAAAAGUUUGAUUGAAUUUAAUUGUCGACAGGCUUUGAUGAAGAAAAAUAUGAAGUGAUGGAGCAAAUUGUCUUAGUUGAUUAGUAUAAUUUCCUGUUAUGCGUGAGCAUAUGAAAAAGUGAUUGGCGAUCAUAAGUCUAAUAUCAAAAGGACUUUAACCGUUGAAGGGCACAGUAGAUUAUCAAAUAGUAACAUUGCCAUCAACAUGAUCAAGUCUUCGUUAUUGAUAACUAUAAAUUGCAAUUUAUGGUUAAAAGGCGUUGAACAUGUCUGGUCUUAAAUUCAGUUUGAUCCAAGAUGAAAAUAUUUUUUAGAGAACAUUUAGACUGGUUUCAGCUGUAAAUAUAUUAUUGUACUAUAGCUCAUGAUUACGACAAUGUUUGAUAUUAAACCAGCUGUAUAAAUAACAGGGCAGCUUCCUUUCCAGGUACAUGGCGUUAUGCCUUAAAUGCAGGAUUAUCAAAAUUUGCUGCUGAGGAAUAUAUUUUGGUCUCGUUUGUCGCGGAUGGCGAGACAUAAAUGUUGCUUUUUCCGGCGGCGUCAACAAUUGUUAAGUUUUCUGCUUAAGUCAGUUUGAUUGGAACGAAUACACUCGUACCUUUGCCAACUCGUUAAUUCUCAACCAACUCGUACUUUUACCAACUCCAGUACUCCUACCAACUCGUACUUUUACCAACUCGUACUUCAACCAACUUGUACCCAUAGAGACUACUGGUGGUCGAUCAAUGAUAUUUUCUAUAAAGUUGCAUUACUAUCAGUACAUAACAGUUUGACGACUAUUUAGAGGUCCUGUCCCCUAGGUAAUGGUCCAGCGACUUUCAAUUAAAAACCCAACUUUCAGUGUAACGUUUUCUGCUUAAUGGUAAUUUUGUAUUUUAUAAUUGGUCUUGUCCGAGACAUAUAUAGUAUGCAUGUCUCUGAUAUUAAAUAACAGUUACUAAACUACUUUUCAUGAUUAUUUCAAGACCAGUUCAGAUAGUUUUUGGGACAUUUCAAGCUUGACAAAGUACGUGUUAUACUCCAAUAAAGAUACAAUUUAAACUUGAUAGGAACAACUUGUGAUAGAUCAAUGAUAUUUUCUAUAAAAUUACAUUAUUAUCAGUUUGACGACUAUUUCGAGGCCCUUCCCUCUAGGUCAUGGUCCAGUGGCUUUGAAUUAAUUAGCAAUAUUCAAUGAGUUUUCUGCUUAAAAAAGUUUGAUAGGAACUACUUGUUAAAAGAUCAAUGAUAUUUUCUGUAAAGUUGCAUAAGUAUCGGUAUACAUAUCAGUUUGAUGAGUAUUUGGAGGCCCUGCCCCGUAGGUCAUUGUCCGACAGGCGACACAUAACUCUGUGCCAACAGUUUAUCAAAUACAAGUAAAAAUGUUACAUCUCAAUGAAGGAAAUGUUACAUUGACACUAUAUCCAAAAUUUUAUCGUGACAAGUCAAUCAGGGGAAAUGGCGUCAUACAUUACCAUUAAUCCUUUUGUGUGUUCGUAAUUGCAUAAUUAUGGUAAACUUUAAGGAUACGACAGACAAUAAGAAUGUAUAAUAAUAAAUAAUGAUGUGAUGAUUGCAUGAUAGAAUGUGACGGAUAAACAUUUUCCAGUUCAUGACUUCAAUAUGAAACCGAUGACCAUGCCGUUUUGGCUUACUGCUUGGCAUAUGCAACUUUUUUUUUAUAGUCAAUUUCAAACACUUCUAUGCUACCUAAUUUGAUUGCAUGGUUGUCAUCUCGCACCAUUUCGAGUCGAAGAUCUCUCUCUAAUGAGAGUGCUUCCGUGGAUUAAAUGAAAUAGAACAAAAUGUUGACAGCUUACUGUAUUGGCAUUAUUUUCUGUUGUCAUCGUACAGCACGCAUAUGCGCAGAUCGCAAAUACACAAAAGAACAAUUUCUUACAAACAAUGACCUGGACUAUCACCAACUGGUGAUAAUAAUUACUGUAUCGUGUGGUGAAGUCUAUGUUAACGUUUACCUGGACACAGCAUUUCUCUGUUCACAUUGAUACACAGAUAACAUCAUCCAAAUGAAAGAUCCUAAAAUUAUAUGCAGUUUAAUGUUCCUUUAUAUGGAGACAUUUAAAAACAUUGCCAAAGUUUAAGUUAAGAAAAUUUAUGAACUCAUGCUUUCAAAACUUAGGUCAGAAUCCAUGCAGCAUAAUAAAUGUUAAAUCAUGACAUAUAUGUCGCAAUAAUAUAUGCGUCGAUAAAAGCUUAUUUUUGCAAUAUCUCUUGAUACCUUUAAAUAUCACAAAAAAUCAUUAUUUGUGUAGUUGAAAGACCAUAAAAUUUAUAAUUUAACAUAUAUCAAUCUAUAAUAUUAGUAUAUUUAUGUAAUAUUUCAUUUUAUUGGUUGAAUAAAGUCCUUAAACUCUA
Messenger RNA from Mytilus californianus (California mussel), 8425 nucleotides. RefSeq lists its product as uncharacterized. The transcript has 19 exons. Gene Ontology annotation, biological process: regulation of apoptotic process; proteolysis. Gene Ontology annotation, molecular function: protein binding; cysteine-type endopeptidase activity. The record is from RefSeq and is a predicted model, not a curated record. The coding region runs from base 149 to 4573 and encodes 1474 amino acids. Lineage: Eukaryota; Metazoa; Mollusca; Bivalvia; Mytilida; Mytilidae.